GAGGUGGAGAGGAGGAGAAGAGCGGGAGGUGACGCUAAAGAAGAGAGGAGGAGAGGAGAAGGAGAGAAGAAGAAGAGGAGAGCAGAAGAGACGGAGAGAAGAAGAGGAGGAGAGUAGAAGAGAAGAAGGAGAGGAGGAGAGGAGCGGGAGGCAACGCCGAGCGGGACCGGCCGGAGGGCGCUUCUCGCCGCAGCCGCCUGGCAGGUUUUUCUCCCCGGCGCUGCUCUCCGCCGCCCCUGGGCUGCAGGCAGCGCCCAUCACCGCGCCCCAGCCCCGGAUCCCCGGGCUGCAGGCAGCGCCCAUCACCGCUCCCCAGCCCCGGAUCCCCCGGGCUGCAGGCAGCGCCCAUCACCGCUCCCCCGCCCCGGGUCCCCUGGGCUGCCUCCCUGUCCCCUCUCUCAGGUCCCGCAGAGCCAUGCCCGCCGCUCGCCCAUGGCAGCUGCCCGCCCUCCUGCUGCUGCUGCUCCUGCUCUGCGGCCGCGCUGCCGCCGAGGGCCGCGGCUCCCUGCGCCCCCCGGGCCGGCAGCUCCCCCCCACCGGGACCCCCGCGGCACAGCCCAACGCGUCCCUCCCGGCGGCGCUGCCCGAGGGCGGCGGGGGGCGGCCGCGAUCCGCCUCCCCCCCCAUGUGCACGGGGCAGACCGAGAUCAAGGAGACUUUUAAAUACAUCAACACGGUGGUGUCCUGCCUCGUCUUCGUCCUCGGCAUCAUCGGCAACUCCACGCUGCUGCGGAUCAUCUACAAGAACAAGUGCAUGAGGAACGGGCCCAACAUCCUCAUCGCCAGCCUGGCCCUGGGCGACCUGCUUCACAUCAUCAUCGACAUCCCCAUCAGCGUCUACAAGCUGUUUGCAAAGGACUGGCCGUUCGGUGUCGAAAUGUGCAAAUUAGUACCCUUCAUUCAAAAGGCAUCAGUGGGCAUCACAGUUUUGAGUUUGUGUGCCCUCAGUAUAGAUAGGUACCGAGCAGUUGCUUCUUGGAGUCGCAUUAAAGGAAUUGGAGUGCCAAAGUGGACUGCUGUUGAAAUUGUACUGAUCUGGGUUAUAUCGGUGAUUUUGGCUGUUCCAGAAGCGAUCGCAUUUGACAUGAUUACGAUGGAGUACAGAGGAAAGGAUCUUAGAAUCUGCCUGCUUCAUCCCACGCAGAAGACGUCCUUUAUGAUGUUUUACAAGCAAGCUAAAGACUGGUGGCUAUUUAGCUUUUACUUCUGUUUGCCACUGGCUAUCACAGCACUUUUUUAUACUCUCAUGACCUGCGAGAUGUUAAGAAAGAAAAGUGGGAUGCAGAUUGCUUUAAAUGACCACUUAAAGCAGAGGCGUGAGGUGGCCAAAACUGUGUUCUGUCUGGUACUUGUUUUUGCCUUGUGCUGGCUCCCACUUCACUUAAGCAGAAUAUUGAAACUCACUAUUUAUGAUCAGAAGGACCCCAACAGAUGUGAACUUUUAAGCUUUUUUCUUGUGAUGGACUACAUUGGCAUCAACAUGGCUUCACUGAAUUCCUGCAUCAAUCCAAUAGCUCUGUAUUUGGUGAGCAAAAGAUUCCAAAACUGCUUUAAGUCAUGCUUGUGUUGCUGGUGCCAGUCCAAAGAUCUGUUGUCCCUGGAGGAAAGGCAGUCCUGUUUAAAGUUCAAAGCUAAUGAUCACGGAUAUGAUAAUUUCCGUUCCAGUAACAAGUACAGCUCUUCAUAAAACAAGCAUAAAAGGUAUAUUAUCUUACAUUUAUGCUGGUGCCUUUUUAAGUAAAAGUGGCAAUUAUUUAAACAAGAUGGCCGUGUUCAGAAAGAUUAAUUUUGUGUUUGCACAAAAAAAGAACGUUAAAAAAAGUAAUUGCCGCAAAACUGUGUCAUGUUGAAAAGCACAGACAUUUAUAAAAUCCUCGUUUAUGGAACAUGAAGAAAAGCAGAGAAAAAACAAGUCAUUGUUAGCACUUGAAUACUUCUGAAUCAGCACUUCCCAAUGAUCGCCGCUUCCUGCACGUUAAAUGAUCAUUUUUGUUCACUGUAACAGUUGUAGGAACUGAAGUCACCGUAAUUACCGAGCAGUAUAAUAUAAUGUUAAUUGGAUCAAAGCCAUUAUUAUAUAUAGCGCAAUAUUAUCUUUUAUAAAGCAGAUUAACCACCAUCACUACUGUGGAUUUGUUUGGGUUUUUUUAAAUAAAACAUGAAAUACUUUGUAAUAGAAGCUUAAAUGUAAAAAAGUAGAAUUUUUAUGAGGGAUACUAUGGACAUAGCUUGUUGCAGAGACACCCACAAAACACACAAACCAGUAACUCAAGCUGAAGAUUUAUUCCAACUAAAAUUACUAAACAUUCUGACAAACCAAAACAAACCACAAGUUUGGGUGUCAGGCAGGAAUAUUACUACACAACAGACAUAAGAAUCCCUAAGUUUCGCAAACAGUCUUUUAGAAAGAUGACCAAAUGUGGAAAGGCACUCACCUAUAAGAUCAGGGCUUUCAAUUCCGGGGAUGUUACCUUGGAUGGAAUCCCGAUCCAAGGGGAAAGUCCUUGACUGCAGACCCACUGCUCCACCAUGGGUGGACUCAAAUCAGCUCUCUAGGUCUCUUGUUUGUACUAUAGUUGAGUAUGAUCUGUGGUCAUUUCUAAUUGACUUGGGGUCCCAUCCUCCUGGGACUGCGUGUAUGACAAUAGUUCCUGUAAGUGUGCAAAAAAGGCAAGGUAGGCACCUGAGGAUCAGGUUUUGACAGCCAGAAAGCCCCUGGUUUUGUGAGAUCUUCGUCAAGCGGGUGUUUCUGCCACACAGCUAAUGAAAAAUAUUAAAGAAUGCAGUCAAGUCUGAUAAUUGUUUUCACCUGUGAGAAGGAACCUCCCGAGGCAUUUAUAAAUCCCCCUGUCUAACCGCUUUGCAUGUUCAGUGCAUUUGGCAACACUUUGGGUAUGGUCCUUUUCAUAGUUUCCACACUACCUGUGUUUAAUGACAGCAGAAGAGAGAAAAGCACACCAAACACAAAAAUUAGUACUAAUAGAACCAUACAAAAGAUGACUGGUAUUGGAAACCAGCCAUUUUCAACAGAAAAGAAAUUUGUUGUAUCCCAUGUAAACAGUGGGCAUUCAAGAGCCUAAAGGUUCUUUACUAGAGAUACUUUUGUGACAAUUUACAAAUGGUUUUGCAAUCCAAGUAUUGUCUUGAGGCAAAAUCUUUUAGAAACAGCACAUGGGGAAAAUGUAACCAAGGAAAACAGAGGCAGAAUUUGAAUUUCUAUUUUUAUUUAGAUUUAAAUCUUCAUAAAGGAAAUAAUUAACAAACUAUACUUCUAGAGAACAGAACUAUGUAGCAUAGUCAUCUUCAUACUGUUUUUAAAAUAUAUUCUGCUUCUGUAGUUCCAUAUUUAUGGGCUUAAGAAGAUACGUGUUUGGUUUCUGCUUCUGUAAAUAGUUUAGUGAAGCAUAAUUAAUUGUAAAGUAUUAAAGUAUGGGCAGGACCCUGUGAGAAAACAGGAAGAUAAAGAUGCCUGUAGUAAACAUAAUGUGUGUUGCCAGGAGCAAUGCAUGUUUUGUACAUACAUGACAGGUCAUUCUUUGACUUUUCAUUUCCUAUUAAUUUGUUACAGACAUCCCCAAGAACUUACUAACAUAUUUUGUGCACUAAAGCAGAAGUUUUUCAAGAAGAAAUGUCAUAUAACAUGCUUUUAUAAAAGAUGUUUGCAAUAGGCUUGGUAUUUUAUUAUAAUAAAAAUAUUUAUCAAAAACUCAGGUAUUUUUUUUUUAUUUCCAAAUUUCACAUGUAAGGAUUUCUACCUUUGUUUCCAGUGUUGGUUAACUUCAGAUUUUUUUAAUAAAGUGCCUUAGAUAUGCUCAGGAUGAAAUCAAUUUUCAUAAAAACCUUCACCGGAUUUUGCAUUAGAUGGGUUUCAUCUUAUUUGACUUUGGGUAGCUACAGCUACCUUGCAAACAGCUAGAAGCAGGAGAGGUGAACACCAUUCCUGGUGUUGCUCUAAUCAAAAGCUGGGUGAAUGCUUGUGUGAUCAAGCUGAGGACCCAUGUGCUUGCCUUUGAGCAUGGGCACGCGUGUGUGAGAGAGAGUUUGUGUGUGAAUGUGUGUGUACGUUGCUAUCAACAUCUUUCUGCAGAACAUGCACCCAACUGCUAUAAGACUGAACUUUUAAAACUAUAAUUCUAUUUCAAGUUUAGUUCUUUACAUUUUAGCCUUAACUUUCAUGGUAACUUUCUCACAGUAAGCCGUGAAUAUCACUGCGCAUCACCCUGCCUGGCCUGUUUUUAUGAAAUGUAUUUUAUCUGUUAAGGGUGGAUAAACCUUAAAUCCCAAGUUUGGAGCUGAUUGGUUUUAUUUUCAUCAAGUUAUAUCAUUGCAGUAUUGUACAUGUAUAUUAUAGCUAUUUUUAUUUAAAAUAUACCUGUUGUAUUGGCAAAUGUGUAACAUUUUUCAUUUUUUUCCUAGAAUGAUUAUUUGUUAAGACAAAUCCUGCUAAGUCAGACAAAGGUUUUUCAAAUAAAGACCAUAUAUACUA
Cuculus canorus (common cuckoo) is the source of this 4486-nucleotide messenger RNA. RefSeq names its product endothelin receptor type B (gene EDNRB). The record is from RefSeq and is a predicted model, not a curated record. The coding region runs from base 416 to 1687 and encodes 423 amino acids. Gene Ontology annotation, biological process: enteric nervous system development; vasoconstriction; regulation of blood pressure. Lineage: Eukaryota; Metazoa; Chordata; Aves; Cuculiformes; Cuculidae. The transcript is spliced from 7 exons. Gene Ontology annotation, molecular function: endothelin receptor activity. Gene Ontology annotation, cellular component: membrane.